This is a messenger RNA of Echinococcus granulosus, 888 nucleotides long. RefSeq lists its product as hypothetical. Gene Ontology annotation, cellular component: cytoplasm. Gene Ontology annotation, biological process: glucose metabolic process. The record is from RefSeq and is a predicted model, not a curated record. Bases 1 to 888 code for a protein of 295 amino acids. Lineage: Eukaryota; Metazoa; Platyhelminthes; Cestoda; Cyclophyllidea; Taeniidae. The transcript is spliced from 6 exons. Gene Ontology annotation, molecular function: GDP-D-glucose phosphorylase activity.
AUGGCGACCGCAAGACGCUUGGCCUACACCUCGAAGAAUUUGGUCUGGUCUAUUACUGGCAUGGAGGGUGAGAUCCUAAUGAAUCGUUUUAAUAAGCGCAGAGAACCCUCCUCAUUUGAGGCCCUCGACGAGCCCUGCCCUGUGAACGAGUUCAAUUUCACAAAAUUGAAGUCCUCAGAGAAACUCUUUCAGAUAAGCUUCCAGGAAUUGGGUACCUGUUACGGCCUUGUUGUUGCGAACGCAAGCCCCUUCAUGCUCGGCCACUCACUCAUCGUCCCUAAUCCUGAGGAUCUACUAAACCAACCCACCCGAAAAAAAUCCUCCCUCCCCUUCUACGAUGAACUUGAUUCGCAUCCUGUGGACAAUUUCGUCUUUGAGUUUCGUACGCUGGACGAACUUCAAAUGUCAUUUGGAAGGCUUUGGGACCUCGUGGAGCGGUGCCAGGAGAUGAAGAUAGCUCACAACCUCUUUGCAGCGCGUAACGCCACGGGUGCACUGCGGGUGGUGGUGUGGCCGCGACGGUCAGUGUACGGAGCCAAAGCCUGCCAGCACCACCCCGUUAAGUCGGAUGAGUGCGUUUUCAACGUCGCGGUGGCUGAAUUGGCUGGCAUGUUCGUAGUCCCCGAUGAAGCGACAGCUCACCCACUUUCCCUACCUAGCGGUCUCCAUGAGGUCUACAUCAGCGCAAGACUCGAUCGCCAGGAAAUAACGCAGCUGGAGACCCUGCUACUCCCUCAAAUCAAUUCAAUGCCCUUGCAACGAGUUCCCCACCGCGACGGGGUCGUGGCUUGUGCAGGGUUCCGCCGUUGGUGCGUCUUUUACGCGCGCACAGGCUUUGACAGGUCUGACGUUCCCAGCUUGAAUGUCGGUACGCAUAUUAGAGGGUGA